CGGCGACGCUCUAGCCGUGCGGGUUUAAAUCACAGGUUUCUCUGGACCCGGUUUGAUCUGACGUCGACCUCUUCUGUUUUGCCUACCUUUUCUCGCUAGGAUUUUCAAAUAAGCGCAAAAGUACAAUGCCUCGUAAGGCUAUGAAAGUUGUGGUGGAGUUAGAUAUUCACACGGUAAGUGUUGUUGGCGAAAUGUCGAAGGAAUUUCAACUGAUUCCUUCGCCGUUGCUAACGACGCCAGACUGCAUGCUGCAAGGAAGGUCUUGCAUGCGAUCGAUCCUUCGAAGGUUUUGUUGGAACGCAUUUCAUAAAUCUUUCUGUUUCCAUUCGCUUUUCAGGUGACAUGCCCUGGUACUUUUCUGCGAGAUUAUGGCUAUGUUUAUUUGAAAGUAAAUUGCAUGGGUUUGGAAGUUAAUACCAAGUCUGUAGCUCCUACCUUUCCAUUGUUCUUUCAUGAACGUCUGCGAUUCGAACGGGUGAGUGUUAGUUUCGUAACCUGCUUUGUGUAUUUGUUCUCGUCACGUUCGGACGAUCGUGUGGAUUUUAGCCUUGUUAUUGUGCCUUGCUUUCUUUUCUUAGGUAUUCAAAAGCUGUCAGGACCCAGCAUACGUAACAGUUCACUUAAAAGGUAAGCUACAUUCACUGGAUCACGAUCGAAGAAUUCCGCCAUAUUUGAUGGUAUGGAAACCGGAUACGAAAGUUAACAUCGCGUUUGUUUGAAUUUUUUAAGGUGAAGAUGUUCUGGUAGAGCUAAGGCAGCACGAUGACUACAUUUCAGGUGAGAAUACUUUUAAUUUUUUAAAUUUGCUCUAAAUCCCUCGCUUACCAACGCUGCAAAGGGAUUAACUUUCACGUAACCUAAGAUUAUUCGUGAGCGCUUAAUUCUUCACUACCACCAGUGACGUUACUAAUAAUCAGCUGAAAGCAUUCGACCCUGAACUUUUUUUCAAGAGAGGUGGGAAAAUUAUGUUUACAUUAUUAGAGUAGCCACAACAUUUGCAAAGAAAUUAGUAUUGAAAUCUUCGCUUGUAAUCUCCAACCAAUCAGAAACAGACAUGAAAGAUAUCAAGUUUGUUGUUUGAUAUAUCGGAAUUUGAGUUUUUAGCGCUUUCCCUUCCAUUGGAAGCUGUAUAUUUGACCAAAUCAGUGCCCCCGUAUCUUUUUGUAGUAGCCAUGGUUAGAAUACUUCGGUUAAAAACUUUAAUUAGUUUUUGUUUCGUUCGAAAACCGCACAAAUUUGAGUUCAGAUUGUCACAUGCUAAUCACAUAAUACUUAUUACAAAAACUUAGUUUUUCAACGCAACUUUAUCAACUUUUUUCUGGUUUUCUUUAAAUAUUCUUUCUACAUUUAUUGACCUUAAUUCAAAUUAAAGUUUGUCUCAUUAAGACGUCAAUGGUUGUAGUGACAAUACAAAAAUUCUACAUACAAUUAAAAGUGAUUCUUUUGUGGUUUAGACAGUUAGUCCACAGGCAUUGUACUGUGUUUGUGGUUGUCUACGUCAUUUGUAAAUUGAUGGCAAAGUUUGUUUUGUAGAUUGGUUAUACACUCUUCUGACUACAUGUAUAAUUUAUAAAAAGGUGUUAGACAAUUACCUGUGUUAGAAAGCUUUCAUUUUUGUAAAUAUUCUCAAAAUAUUACAGAUUCUUGCAAAAAAAAAAAACCUGAAUUUGUGUCUAUUUCAAAAAGAAAAACUUCUGGUGAGGUUGUCUGAAUAAUUUAUGAUUAACACUAAGUUUCAAAUUUAGAAUGUGUGUCUAUUUGAAAGAAAAUGUAUUUAGCUGUCCUUAAAAACAGCAGCUCCUUAAAACUAACAAGAGGAAAUGAAAAACAACUUUGAAAUUUGGAUGAACAGUCUGUAAGUUUUGUGCUCUUCAAAAAAAUUCAAGAUAGUACCAAAUUAUUUCAAGUGAGGUGUGCUUGAUUGAACAAUAAUGGUUUGUCAAGUUAGCCAUCCAAAAUUUUGUGUAACUAUGCAUGGAAUCAAUCUUGACAGGGUCAUGUAUUGAUAAAAGCAUUACAGGUCUUUUUAAGUAAACACUGAUUGCCUAAACACAGUAGUAGCUGAUUGAAAUAAUUAAAUAAAUGUCAAGUUAAUUAUUUGACAAACCAUGUUGUAGUGGAGAAUGCCAGAUGAAAGACAAUCAACAUCUUACCUUUUAGAGUAGGAGAGGGUCAUUAAUAAGUGAAAUGAUCCUUUUAAAGUAAUCAUUAAUCCUUUAACUCUCAGAAAUGAUUAACAUACAUGUUUAAUUUCUCUGUACAAUAUACAUACAUUAUCCACUACACAGUCCAUGAGAAUACUCAUACUUAUCAGUAGAAGUUGUUAUUUUGAUCUAUUACCAAAUUCUUGUGACUAAAUUAUAAUAAAUUGUGCAGCAGCUAGAAGGGAGAAUUAACAAUCAGAUCUUGGGAGUUAGAGUGUUAAAUACCUUAGAGUGUUAAAUACCUAUCUUUAAGAUGGAUUCAAUAAUACAAACAAACUAUGUGAUAUCCUUAACAUAAUUUUUAUGUUGUAACUGUUUUUAAUAAUGUCACGAUACUUGUUUGCAGAGGGCUAUGUUAUUGGUCACUUUGCCAACAAUGCAAGAGACUUUUUGUAUCCUGCUGUUCCGCCAUAUCCAGGAUCAGGUCGUGAAGUGACCCUCUUCAAAACAUCUCUUUUUAACCCCAUAAGAAUUACAGUAAGUUAAACAAUGGAAUAUAGUUAUGGUACUUGUUAGAUACACAUUCAAGUUUGAAUUUGCAUUGGAUGUAAAUUUGAGUCAAUCCUGUGAAUCAAACAUAGUAAAGAAACUAGCACAGCCAUCCUGUAACAAUUAAAUUGUGUUAUUCUGCAGGGCCAGCCUCUGAGGUUAGAAUUUUCUACCAAGACCACCAUCAAGGAAGUCCCAGAUCCUACAGAUUACCUAUCAUCUGUAAGUAUGAUCUAAAGUUCCUUGCACUGGUCUUUUUGCUAUAAAAUAAAAAUAAAAUCACUGUGAACCAAGUCCUAAAAGCCCAAUGGAUUAAUACAGUCGGAGUUUACUCAGAUUUCCAUGCAAACAUGAUCAAGAGGCAAGGAGAUAUUGAAAGGAUUGUAAGGAAAUUAUUAAAGAUCUUGGUAACCCUCAAAAAACAAUCAAACUCUCCUUAUUUUUCACAAGGGAGUAUAACAGAAUUAAGAGUGAAAAUGUAAUUUGUUUAAGGUUACAAAGGGCUUUUUAUAUCCAUGCAUCCCUUCAAAUUUCAUUCUUGUGAAUGGAAUGCUAGCCCAUCACAGGCAACUGCAAGAAAUCUUUUAAGUUUUCCUGAAUGCUUGCUGGUACUCAAGAGUGGUAAGAGGCACUGUGAAUGUGUAAUGUCCUGCCCAUGGGUGCAAUUCAAAGACCCCUUUCAGUGUCUCCAAAUCUGGUCCUGUUGACCCACUGUUCAGUGCUUUAAUUUCCUGCACACUCCUCAUCUUGCAUGUUGUACGAAAGAAAUAAAAACUCUUUGAACCAGCAAUGAAAUCACAGGUUCUACAUGUUUAGAGUCACUUGCUUAGAAUUACACCUAAAACUUGUACAAAGUCUAUUGCACAUUAAUUGUGAAGUGCCUGUAAUAAUCACCUUUUCCCUUAAUGGAUAUACAUUUUUUAAAAACUCUUUACACCUGUAAAUAUUUUCUUAAAUUACUGAUGGUCAGGGAGAAGACCGUGGCACACUUUCACUCUUAAGCACCUCCAUUAGAAUCACUUGUGCAAAUUUGUGGAGCCUUUGAUCUGCUAGAAAAUGCAGAGGAUCAACUCUUGUUUCUUUGUGCUGUUUCAAUCACUUUUACUUUCAUCCUGAAUGGCUGUUUGAAAUCAAACUUUGUGUGAGCCAUAUUUUUUUCAUUGUUUAUGGAGGAGUUGAGGCAAUAAAAGAGGGUCAUAAUUUGGCUGUUUAGUACCUGUCACUUGAUCAUGUCAGUCGAGUUUUGAACAAAAAGAAAAAAUGGAAAGAGAGCAGUAAAAUUUGGAGAAUUUCCAAGUUUGAGGCAACUUAGUUGAAAUGUCAAGGUUUUAACACUUUACACUCUAACAUCAGUAUGUAUAUUCUCCAUACUGUUCUCUGGACGUUUCCUAAUGUGCUGGCAAAGAGAAUUUGUUUAACAGUCAAGAGGUUCUCCAGUUGAUUAUCAUUUCCUUUAUUCUCAUGACUGUAAUGUUUGAUUCAGGGGUGAUUUUGAAAGGAAAAAUUAGAUGCAAGUCACUCUCAGCGAUCAAAAGAUUAAGGCUGUAAAGGUUGAUUUGGAAAAUGGAAAAUAUGUGCAGAUAGAAAGCUAUUUAUCUUUCAAAACUGUUAAAAAAAUUUAUUUCAGUGAAAUGUCUGUGGCCUCAAAAUUGGAAAUCUUUCUUUGGUAAUUUUUACUGGCUCUCUAUGAUUUUGGGAUUCUUUUCAUUUUACAUGUAGCUGUUGUGACUGAUGAGGUUGGGAUGUGAACUGUCUGCAGUGUAUUUUACAACAGCCAUUCUUGAUUUAAAGUCCCACUUAAAAAUUGCAUUCCCAAGAGAUAGGGAAAGGAAAAAAUAAAAAGAAACAAACUAAAAAAAGAACCUGUUAUUCUAGGACUCUGGUGUUGAUGAUCUUCUGACAAACAGCACAUUUAGUACCAGUCGGCGGUCAGUCAGUCCCACAGGCUCUAAGCAAGUGCCACGGUCUCCCUCUCCUUCACGCCGCAAACUCACCAGUACACCACUACCUAGACCUGACGAUACUCUUGCGAAUCACAAUAAACCAUUUCUUGUUCGUCAUAAAGACGAAGGUUUGUUGGAAAAUCGUGACUUUAGUUCUUUUACUCGUCCUAAGCCUCGUCGAUCCAAGUCACCCACCAGGAGGCCACGCUCAAGCUCCCCAUCCCGUCUUGGGAUGUCAAGUGUACAACCAUUACCAGGUACAUUCAGGAACUGAUUUGUAAUAAAGAUAUAUAGCCCCAUAACUCCCAUGAGUGACCAAGAUAAAAUUGCUCCUUACAAUAUCAAGUAUGCAAGUGAUGAAAAUAAAGAAAAAUAAUAGUAAAGGGAUUAUUCAUUGAUCCAACACCAAAUUCUCUGAACUAACAUCACCAGAACUGUUUGGCAGGGGAGUUACUUAUGAGAUCUCGGGAGUGAAAGGGUGAAAGUUCACAAGGUAACCAGGUGGACAAUCAGACAUGGUUUGGUGCUACUCUAGUUUAAAGAUAUAAUGAAUGUUACCAAGAAGUUAUGGAUCAAUAUCAGUAUCUGGGCAACUGGCCACCUACCCCUCCCCUAACCCAACAUUAACUUUAAAUUGUUGUCAAUUGACUGUUGUUGAGUUAGGGGAGGGGUAGGUGGGCAGUUGCCCAGAUACUGAUAUUGAUUCGAAGUUACAAUCUAUAGACCAAACUUUUCGGUUACAUUCAUUAAAUCUUUAAACCAGAUUAGCAUCAAACCAUGUCUGAUUUGUGAUUAUUGUUUCUGGGGUCAAACUUUGCACUGAAAUUGUAAGGUGAAGAUAAUUAAGCAACAGAGCACACUUUCCUUUGAAUUUCUUGCCCCAGAGUCCAACAGGCUAAUUAUUAGGCCAUUGUGUCUCCAACUACCUGUCAAGGAAACCUGAAAAAAAAAUUUCUUUUUUUCUUUUUUUUUUGGGGGUGGGAGGGGUGUGGGGUGGGGUUAACUUUGCAAUGGACUGGCUCAGUAUUCUUGGGGGGGGGCAGGAGGGGAGGAGUGGGUUGUUUUAAUACCCCCAAUCCCCUGAUGGCACUUGUUUGUAAGCUGACUUAACCAUGCUUCUCUGACAGUAUCAUUCUAAAAUUCCAAUUUUAUUAGUAACACAUGUGUUAUUCUAUUCCCCAGCAUGGAAGUACUCAGAAGAUUUCCCUUCUACUUCAGUUUCUCGACACAGGGCUCAUACACGCUCAGUGACAGCACCUAUGUCUUUGUCUCGCUCCUACCGUCCGUCUAGUCCUUCUCGUAGCCUCAGUUAUGCAUUGGAUGAUCUUGACAUCUCAACCAACUCUUGGAAAAACUUCAGCGACCCAGUGCUACGAUUCAAGAGUAGGAACUCACCUAACUUGAAGGCAGCUCUAGGGGCAUCUGAUCGCAUUCAACAGCGUGUGGAAAGAGUGAUUGAGGGGAAGAGCCCCAGGAAGUUUGUAAGUUUUCCAUUCAAUAUGGAACUAACCACUUUGACAAUGUGACGCUUUUCUGUAUUUUCCUUCCAACUGCAAACAAAACCUAAAAAACAAAACAAACAAACAUCUGUCAUCUGCUCGAUUAACUUUCCUGAAAUAAGACAUGGUUUGAUACUACUCUGGUUUAAAGAUUUAAUAAAUGUAACCGAGAAGAUACAAUUUUUUUUUCAUUGGAUCUCUUGCUGCAACGAUUAGAUAGCCCCUGGUGAAAGCACUGGACUGGAGUGUCAAAACAUUGGGCCAAUGAAUGUAACUUCUUGGUUACAUUCAUUAAAUCUUUCAACCAGAGUAGCAUCAAACCAUGUCUGAUUGUCCACCUGGUUGCUUUGUGAACCCUAAUAUAUUCCCUGAAAUUAGUAAUCUGUAAAGUUCCAUGAAAGUCAAUUGCAAACUCAUGAAAAUAUGGGUUCCCAAAUUUGCCACUUUCUACAAAGAAGUUAUUGCUAUGAAAAAACCGGUGAGUGCAUGUUCCAUCCCUUCAUGAGUUUGCAAUAGAUUAGACUUCACUUUAGGGAGAGAUUAAUACUUGUAACUUUGACUGUGGCUGAUCAUUCCUUUGCUUUGCUUUACUUACAGUCUGAAGAUUCAGAUAAUGAAAGUGUAGACUCACUGGAUAUUCUCAGGUAAGAGAUGAUUGCAUGUACAAGUUGCAAGUUCAUUUUCUGUUGUCAGUGCUGUACUGAUAUAAUGCUAACUAAUAACCUGAGCUUGUUGCUUCAUCAGGAUGCCCAGAGCCCACUUCUCAGGACUAUUGCUAGUGCUCAUAUGUAUGAUUUUAAUUUACUGUGAGUUUACUCCUGCACUACAGUAGGUUCUCCUAAACAGAUUUCUGGUACCCAUUCAUGCCUGAAGGUAAUUUUUUCAUAUUCUUAGCAAGACAUGUUAUUUCUAACACACUGUGUGAGAUAUGACGACAUUUCUUGCUAAGAACAUACAGAAAUUACCUUGACCAGGGUAUGAUCUCAGCACUCAUAAUGUGUUAUCCUGAGUUAUAGAAGUAUACAUAAAUUUUCUUGCUUUUAAUUGUUUCAAUCUUUUUUUUGGUACAGAGAAUCCCUGCGAGAGGAAAGAAGAGCACUGAGUGAUGCCAUAAGGGAGGCAGACAGAGCGUAA
This is a messenger RNA of Pocillopora meandrina, 7269 nucleotides long. The record is from the annotation of a GenBank genome assembly. NCBI's taxonomy places the organism in Eukaryota, Metazoa, Cnidaria, Anthozoa, Scleractinia, Pocilloporidae.